Messenger RNA from Tetrahymena thermophila SB210, 1503 nucleotides. Its product is annotated as acetyl-coenzyme A transporter 1. Gene Ontology annotation, cellular component: membrane. Gene Ontology annotation, molecular function: acetyl-CoA transmembrane transporter activity. The record is from RefSeq and is a predicted model, not a curated record. Lineage: Eukaryota; Ciliophora; Oligohymenophorea; Hymenostomatida; Tetrahymenidae. The transcript has a single exon.
AUGGAUCCUCAUUCAGAAUCUGAAUAUCAUAAGUUUCAUCAUAUCAAAUAGGUAGAUCAGCAUGAGAAAAAGCCUUAGCCUUUAACAAGUAAAGAGAAGAAAGGGAUAUUGCUUUUGUUGAUUCUUUACACAAUUUAAGGGUUCCCUAUUGGGUUUUUUGGUGGAGCAGUAUAAUUACUAUUAACAGAGGCAGGCAUUUCUAUGACUAAAUUAGCAGAAUUAUCAGUUGUUCUUUAUCCUUUUACUUUUAAAUUUCUAUUUGCUCCUUUUUAGGAUGCUCACUAUUUCAAGUCUUUUGGCAAACGCAAAUCUUACAUCAUUCCUAUUUAGUAUUUGAUGGCUAUUUUAUUUUUUGUAGUUAGCUUGAGCAUCGAUGAUUUACUCAAAAAUUAAGAAAUUAGUUCAUUGAUUAUUUUUGGAUUUAUUGCAAUUUUUCUCUCGUCUCAAUAAGAUAUUGCUGUGGAUGGUUGGGUCUUAACUAUUUUCGAAAAUGAAGAGCAUGUUAACAUUGGAUCAACUUGCAAUACAAUUGGACAACUCCUUGGUGUUUUAAUCACCAACUCAUUCUUUAUUUAAAUCAACAGUGUAGAAUUCUGUAAUAAAUUUUUGUAUUCUACUCCAAGCGAUAAGCCUUUAGUCACAACUAAACAAUUCCUUCAAAUUAUUUCUGCAAUAAUAGCUGUAGUUACUGUUUUCGUUCAUUUCUUUGUUCAAGAAAGAGAAAAAUCUGAUAAAUAAGAAAUUGAAAAAGUCAAUGAUUAAAAUAAAAACUCUAAAUUAGCAAAUGAAGAAACAAGCGAACAAUAAUAAGAAUAAAUUGAUAGCGUUAUUGAUGUGAUCAAAAAAUUGAGAGGAUUCUUUACUAAUAAAAACCUUAGAUUCUUAAUAAUCUUUAUGUUGAGUUAAAACAUUGGUAAUUCGCCUGUUUUUGCUUCUUUUACUGUUUUGCUUGUCAGACAAGGUUUAUCUAAAGAAAUUAUUUCUACUAUUAGUACAAUAAUAAUUCCUUUCAAUUUUAUAGCAGCAAUUCUUUCAAGUAAAUUAAUUCGUCCAAGCAAAGAAAUGAAUGCAUGGAGAAAUGCGUUUGUCAUCUAAAUAGUUGUUGCUUUAAUAGGCUAUGCAAUUAUAAUAUUAAAUCCUGUAAUCGAUGAAUCUCAAAACAAGCAAAUGUUUAUUUUAGUUUUGAUCUUCUAAAUCUUAGUCAUAUUCGUAAGUACAUUUAAAUUUAUAGCUCAAGGAGGAUUCUUUAACAGAAUUUCUGACGAAGACGUUGGCGGAAGCAGCUUAACAACAUUAAACAGUUUCAGUAACCUCGGAGGUUAAUUCAGUGAACAAAUUGCCCUUGUUGCUCUAAGCUACCUAUCAUUUACCUAAGUUGUUUUCAUAGGACUAACAUAUUCCUUACUCUACUUAUUCUUUAUGCAUAAGAAAAUCCUCUCUUAGCAGUUAAUCCCAAAAAAUUAGUGGAGACUAGAAAAGUUGCAGCCUAAAAAACAACAAUGA